This is a messenger RNA of Magallana angulata, 1322 nucleotides long. RefSeq names its product A-kinase anchor protein 7-like. NCBI's taxonomy places the organism in Eukaryota, Metazoa, Mollusca, Bivalvia, Ostreida, Ostreidae. Gene Ontology annotation, cellular component: cytosol. The transcript is spliced from 6 exons. Bases 46 to 1029 code for a protein of 327 amino acids. Gene Ontology annotation, molecular function: protein kinase A regulatory subunit binding. The record is from RefSeq and is a predicted model, not a curated record.
CUGUACGAAGAGAUCACUCAGGCGUGACGAUGUCAACAAACCCCCAUGGAUUCUUUGAAGAAGUCAUGCCAAAUUCUUAACCCUUUCCUUAAUGUGUUUGCGCCUGUCAUGUUGACAUCACUCAAACAAAAUUGCAAAGUCUCAUCUCAACAUCAGAACCCACGCAGAUUUUGUUUUGUCGAAAUGAACAUAGAAAAGAAAAAUUUUUAUCUGCGAUAUUGUGCUAGGAGACCGAAAAUAUUAAGCACAAACCUAACAGAUCAAGUAACAAGAUAUGCAUCCUCGCAAUUCCCAAAAGGUCUUCAUGACGAUAAAUCAAAGAAAAUUACAAAUAUGCAAAAAGGAAAAAAUAAGAAAAGAGGGAAACCAACUAAAAAGACAAGCCAAGAAGAUAGUGGAAAGAAGAUGGCCCGGAGAAAGCGGGAAUCACCAAAUUACUUCCUAGCUAUUCAGAUCACCGAGGAUGAGAUCAAACGAAAUGUGAGGGAGAUUCAGGAGAUCAUAUUAGCGAAGGAAGAGAACCUAUCCACGGCGAUGAUCGGGAUAGACACCCUUCAUCUUACACUGGGUGUCUACUCUCUGGAGGAUGGAUUUAGUAUUAUACAGAUUAAGAGAGCCUUGGACAAGUUUCACAGCCAGUUGAAGGCGGCGGAUUUCGUUCCUCCAUGUCUCAAAGUGUCUACAUUAGGGCAUUUUAACCAUAAAGUUCUGUAUGCGUCACUGGAAGAGAACCAGGGUCUUGAAGAACUCAACACGCUUGUCAAUGGCGUUAGAACAUCGCUGGAGAACGACGGCGUAUUUACUGCAGACGAUAGGUAUACGCCCCAUGUGACCAUCAGCAAAAUGUCCAAAGACCUGUAUAGGCUUCGAAAAUUAGGUGUGAGCAGAAUCGAUCCCUCCCAUUAUCAAGAAAAGCGAACCGCUUACUUCGGACAACAAGUUGUGAAAAGUAUCCAACUCUGUGCAAUGAACGUACCCAAAACCGAGUCUGGGUAUUAUUACGUGGAGCAUGAGAUCAUGUUCUCCUAGGGUAGGGAUACCCCUUACAGCAGCUUGCUGAAGGCAGCUCAACUGGCAGCUAGCCAAGCCAUUGUGUGAACUUGGUGCUAUUUCUAUUUUUGUUAAAUAUUUGUACAAAAGGUGUAUGUCAUUUUUGAUAUUAUAUAAUUGGACAAUAAAUAUUAUGUAUUAUUUAACUUUAAAUUAUUGCAACAAUGAUUUCGACAAAUUUUUUACUAAUACUAAGUAUUUAUAUGUGAAUUAAUUUUAUUCACACUGUCACUAGUUAUUUACAUGUAACAAUAAAACUGUUAUAAAUCUGA